This is a messenger RNA of Diachasma alloeum, 4328 nucleotides long. Its product is annotated as transcription elongation factor SPT5. Gene Ontology annotation, cellular component: DSIF complex. The transcript has 2 exons. The coding region runs from base 731 to 4039 and encodes 1102 amino acids. Gene Ontology annotation, biological process: regulation of transcription by RNA polymerase II; transcription elongation by RNA polymerase II; regulation of DNA-templated transcription elongation. NCBI's taxonomy places the organism in Eukaryota, Metazoa, Arthropoda, Insecta, Hymenoptera, Braconidae. Gene Ontology annotation, molecular function: protein binding; mRNA binding. The record is from RefSeq and is a predicted model, not a curated record.
AAAACUAAAUUUGUUUUAAUCACCGUAUCGUAUCGUCUACAACGUUUUAUCAUACUUCCUGGCAACAGACAGAUUUCAGGAUGGAAAAAUCAAAUAUCCUUUGGAGAAAUUCAAUCUUAAAACCCUCAAAAAUGAAUUACCACCCCUACUAAUUGUUUCCCGGGGAUAAUACAGAAUAUACCGCGAUAGAAAAAUGAUUUUUGCCAAAUAUCCUUAUCACCUUCCAGGUCCAAAUAAUUAUCAUAAUCGAAAGCUAAUGAGAAUUUCCAGGGAAUGACUUGACCGGAGAAAUAGAUUUUUUAAAAAUUGAAUAAUUCUCCCAAGUGAAUGAAUGUUUGGUAAACAUUUUUUCUCAGUGCAAACGUCCCGUUGUUUUUAACUUAAUCACUCGGUACCUCGCGCAGGCGUGAUUAUGCGCUUAUGAUGUCACCUCUCCACUUGGGCCAUUGUGACCAACGUACACCAACGCAAUCGGUCCCAGUGGCCGCAACCCUUAAAAAACUCUCUAGUGAGGUUAAGACGUCGUUUCCAUUAUCCAUUCAAUGUUGUUAUUCAACUCGAUUGUUGUCGUCACAACAAAGCACUUGGCAUCAGGUAAACGAGAGCAUUAGUGCAGAGAGUCGUGAUAACGGGUAUCAACGGGGGGAGUCAUUACUCCGUUCGGAAAUAGAGUCCCUCAGUGAUGAGGACAAAUCGCGAGUAGUUGAAGUGGAGAUAGUCUCCUGGGAAAAUGCCGACGUCGAAGCAGGGGAAUUACUCGGGCUCGGAGAGUGACCGUGGUGGCUCUGACAGCGAGGCGGAGGACAACCAGUCGCUGAAGUCAGGGAGUGGAAGAUCGGUGUCACGAAGUCGCUCGCGGUCGCGCUCCAACUCGGCGUCGGGCUCCGACCGAGUGAGAGAUGACGAGGCUGAGGAGGCCAAGUCCGGGGAGGAGGAGCCCUCCGAGCCCGAGGAGGAGCCCGAGGGCGAGGAGCUGGACAGCGAGGAGGAGGAGGACGACGACGACGAGGACGAGCGACCCAGGAAGAAGAAGAAGAAGGACAGGAUCUGCGGCUUCAUCGAUGACGAGGCUGAGGUCGACGACGACGUGGAGGACGACGACGAGUGGGAGGAGGGGGCGCAGGAGAUUGGAAUCGUUGGGAACGAGGUGGACGAGCUGGGGCCAACGGCCAGGGAGAUUGAGGGUCGCAGACGUGGGACCAAUCUCUGGGAUUCACAGAAGGAGGACGAGAUCGAGGAGUACUUGAGGAAGAAGUAUGCGGACGAGUCUGUUGCGGCUAGACACUUUGGGGAUGGGGGGGAGGACAUGGGUGACGAGAUCACCCAGCAGACACUGUUGCCAGGGGUUAAAGAUCCCAAUUUGUGGAUGGUCAAGUGCAGAAUUGGGGAGGAGAAAGCCACUGUUCUCCUGCUGAUGCGUAAAUUCUUGACUUAUCAAUUCACCAAUGAACCACUGCAGAUUAAAUCGGUGGUGGCACCUGAGGGGGUCAAGGGCUACAUUUACAUUGAGGCGUACAAACAGCCGCACGUUAAAUCGGCUAUUCAGAGCGUUGGUAAUCUCAGGAUGGGCAUUUGGAAGCAGCAGAUGGUGCCGAUCAAGGAGAUGACUGAUGUGCUGAGGGUUGUCAAGGAGCAGACUGGCUUGAAGGCCAAACAGUGGGUGAGGCUCAAGAGGGGAAUCUACAAGGACGACAUUGCACAGGUUGACUACGUGGAUUUGGGGCAGAAUCAGGUUUACCUGAAGCUCCUGCCGAGGAUUGAUUACACCAGGCCUCGGGGGGCACUCAGAACAGCGCAGUCGGAGAGCGAGGCUCUCAAGAGGAAGAAGAAGAGGCGACCACCGGCCAAACCGUUCGACCCCGAGGCCAUUCGGGCCAUCGGGGGGGAAGUGACGAGCGACGGGGAUUUUCUGAUAUUCGAGGGCAAUCGGUACAGCCGCAAGGGAUUUUUGUACAAGAACUUUACCACCAGUGCCAUUAUCGCUGAGGGGGUCAAGCCGACUUUGUCGGAACUCGAGAAGUUCGAGGAGGCGCCUGAGGGCAUUGACAUCGAGCUCAGCGGGACUAAUGGAGCCAUUGGAAAGGACGAUGUGGCUGUCACUCACUCCUUCAGCACUGGGGACAACGUCGAGGUCUGCGAGGGCGAGCUCAUGAAUCUCCAGGGUAAAAUCGUGUCCAUCGACGGCAACAUGAUCAUGGUGCUGCCCAAGCACGAGGAGCUCAACGAGCCCCUGGAGUUUCAGUCCAACGAGCUGAGGAAGUACUUCAAAAUGGGCGAUCACGUGAAAGUCGUUGCUGGAAGGUACGAGGGUGACACUGGGCUGAUUGUCAGAGUCGAGCAGAAUCGUGUGGUGCUGUUCUCCGAUCUGUCGAUGCACGAGUUGGAGGUACUACCCAGGGAUCUGCAGCUGUGCUCAGAUGUGGCGACUGGGGUCGACAGACUUGGGCAGUUUCAGUGGGGCGAUCUUGUCGACGUUGACAAGCAAACUGUCGGCGUUAUUGUUCGCCUCGAGCGUGAGAACUUUCACGUACUCCAGAAUGACGGUAAAGUUGUGCAGAAGAGGCCACAGGAGUUGACCAAGAGGCGUGAGAAUCGCAACACAUUUGCCCUCGAUCAUCAGCAGAAUGAAAUACGUAAAAAGGACAUCGUCAAGGUCGUCGAUGGACCGCACACAGGUAGAGAUGGUGAGAUCAAGCACCUCUACCGGAGUUUUGCAUUUGUACAUUCACGAAUGUACGUGGACAACGGGGGCAUCUUCGUCUGCAAGACGAGGUAUCUUCAGUUGGCCGGUGGCACCAAAGCGGUGUCGGCUAUUGCGCCGAUGUCGGGCUCCAUGUCACCGAGGAUUAGCUCGCCGAUGCAUCCCAGCGGUGGGUUUGCGCGGGGGGGAGGGGGCAGGGGUCGAGGCCGAGGGGCCGGUCCGCGUCGGGACCGCGAGCUCAUUGGGACGACGAUCAAGAUCACUGGGGGGCCGUACAAGGGCAACGUCGGCAUCGUCAUCGACGCCACUGAGAGCACUGUGAGGGUCGAGCUCCACUCGACGUGCCAGACAAUCUCCGUUGAUAGAUCGCACAUCGCCAACAUCGGUGUGCCAACCAAAGACGGGGGCUUCAGCUCCUACAGCCGCACGCCGGCGUACUCCACUGGGGGACAGACGCCCAUGUACGCCAGGGACGGCUCCAAGACCCCCAUGCACGGGUCGCAGACGCCGAUGUACGAGAAUGGCUCCAGGACACCGCAUUAUGGCUCUAUGACGCCUUCACACGACGGCUCGAGGACACCGGGACAGUCCGGCGCGUGGGAUCCAACGGUCACCAAUACCCCGGCGAGAAAUAACGAUUUUGAUAACUACAGUAUUGAGGACGGCGGCUCGCCGGGGUACGCCCCGGGCUAUUCGGCCACCGGGGGACCCUUCACCCCCCAGACCCCGGGGACGAUGUACGGGUCGGAGCAGAGCUACAGCCCUUAUCAGCCGAGUCCCAGUCCCGUUGCCAGCGCCACUGCUAGUCCCAGCCCUGCUGGAUACGUCGCUACCCCCUCUCCAACGGGGACUGGCUACACCACCAGCCCCCACGGGGUCUUCCCGUCACCCUCGCCCAUGAACUACAGCCCCAUGACUCCUGGAGCCGCUGGAAGUCCUUAUAAUCCGCAGACCCCAGGGGCGGGAUUGGACACUGGAAUCAACGGGGGACUCAUGGGGAAUACUGAGUGGCACACUGUCGACAUCGAAGUCAGGAUCAGGGACUCGCAUCAGGAUCCGGCACUCGCUGGACAACAGGGGGUCAUACGAGGAAUAUCUGGUGGAAUGUGCGCUGUAUUCCUGCCGGCUGAAGAUCGCGUCGUGAAUCUGGUUUGCGAGCAACUGGAACCAGUGGUACCCACUCAUGGUGAUCGAGUGAAGGUCGUUCUCGGUGAGGAGCGUGAGGCUGUUGGCACUCUCCUGUCUAUUGACACUCAGGAGGGUGUCGUUAAACUCACCACUGGAGAACUGAAAAUGUUGCAGCUAAGAUAUCUCUGUAAAAUGAAAACCCCAGCUUAAUAAUUCGUGUUGAAGUAUCUGUGUCAUUCCUGGGGUUCACACACAAUGCAAAAUCUUCAUUCUACAUUUACUGUUAUUCGUAUUAAUCUGAACUAUAGCUUUAUGACUUGUCGUGAUCUACCUUGUAUUUUAUUAGUCAAAUAAAUACUAGAGAGAUGAUAAUAAAAUCCAUUGUUUUCGUUUUCAUUAUUCUCGAGAGAAUAAGUCCAAGAAUUUCUUCUUAUAGAGUUCCAAUAGUAAUUCAAUUUAUAAUUUUUUUAAAGAAUCAUGUUUAAUUAAAUCAUAUUCA